AUGCAGCGACCGACGUAUGGGCAAUCGCCUCCGCUACACCACCCAGUCCCGCAACACGUCUCGACCGUCCCCCAACUUCGAUCACCUCCUCCGCUAACAUCGCAAGCCCAAGGCCACGGGUACGAUGGGAGUCCUUAUCCGCAGCAACAGCAGCAAGCGCCGCCGGGCGGUAACAUGUUUGCGCAAUAUGGCAACUUCAUGAAUGACCCAACUGCGCAAAUAGCUACGCAGUUUGGCCAGACAGCAUUCCGGCAGGGCCAGGACUAUCUAGAGAAAAAUGUCAAUCGCCUGGUCAACGUCUCGGCACUGAAGCACUAUUUCAACGUGACGAACUCGUACGUUAUCAACAAGCUCUUUUUGGUCCUCUUUCCAUGGCGACACAAGCCAUGGACGCGUCGCCAGGCAUCCGAAGUUGGUGCUGGCGGCGGCCAGGAAGCAUGGUUCUACCUCCCCCCUCGAGACGACAUCAACAGUCCCGACAUGUACAUCCCGGUCAUGUCAAUCGUCACAUACGUCUUUCUACGAACUCUUUUUGCCGGCUUUCGAGGCGAGUUCGAACCCCAGCUGUUCGGCAGCGUCGCUACGAUCGCGAUCGUGAUGAUGAUUCUGGAAAUUUUGGCCCUUAGAAUAGGGUGCUAUCUCCUGAAUAUCUCCAACCAGUCGCAGCUGCUGGAUCUUAUGGCCUACAGCGGCUACAAGUUCGUGGGAGUUAUUGUGACGAUUGCGGUGUCGGAGAUCUUCAAUGGGGGCAAGGGUACCGGCGGCUGGGUGGGCUGGACUUUGUUUGUCUACACAUGCUUGGCUAACUCGUUGUUCCUGAUGCGCUCUCUCAAGUACGUCCUUCUGCCAGAAAACAACAACACCAACCAAGGCCCCAUGCAGACCAUGCACCCCCUCGACUCGCGGGCGAAGAGAAGCCAGCGAACCCAGUUUUUGUUUGCGUAUUCGUAUCCUGUGCAGGCUCUCCUCAUGUGGAUUCUCUGCAGGCCAUAG
This is a messenger RNA of Podospora anserina S mat+, 993 nucleotides long. RefSeq lists its product as uncharacterized. Lineage: Eukaryota; Fungi; Ascomycota; Sordariomycetes; Sordariales; Podosporaceae. The transcript is spliced from 3 exons. Gene Ontology annotation, biological process: endoplasmic reticulum to Golgi vesicle-mediated transport. The record is from RefSeq and is a predicted model, not a curated record. Bases 1 to 993 code for a protein of 330 amino acids. Gene Ontology annotation, cellular component: endoplasmic reticulum membrane; endoplasmic reticulum-Golgi intermediate compartment; COPII-coated ER to Golgi transport vesicle.